CUGCGGACUUCCCACAGUCAGUCGUAUGUUUCAUGAAAAUGCACUCUGAUGCGGCAAAUUUUCCGCUGAAUUCCCACUUGACUACACUGGCUAACAUCCAUAAGAUCCACCAUACACUGCAUAGGCUGAACUUAACUGAAGAAGUUGGACAGGGCAGCCACCCCUCAGCUUGCUGCUCUAGAGCCAUGCCUCCUAGGAAAAAGAGGAGACCCUCAGCAGGAGACGAUAUGUCAGCAAAGAAGAGUCGCCAGGACAGUGUUUUCAGAAAGCAUGAGACGUCACAGAUUCGAGAGGAGGACACGUUUUCCAGUAAAAGAUGCUUGGAGUGGUUCUAUGAAUAUGCAGGCUGCGAUGAUGUUGUGGGUCCAGAUGGCAUGGAGAAGUUCUGCGAAGACAUUGGAGUAGAACCUGAAAAUGUGGUGAUGCUGGUUCUGGCGUGGAAGCUGGAUGCCCAGAGCAUGGGAUACUUCACCCUGCAGGAGUGGCUGAGAGGCAUGGGCUCACUACAGUGCGACUCCACGGAGAGGCUGAGGAACUCGCUGGACUACCUGAGGUCUGUCCUGAACGACAGCACAAGCUUUAAACUCAUUUAUAGAUACGCCUUUGAUUUUGCACGGGAAAAAGAUCAGAGAAGUUUGGACUUGAACACAGCCAAGUGUAUGCUGGGACUUCUUCUAGGAAAGACGUGGCCUCUGUUUCCUGUCUUUAAUCAAUUUCUAGAGCAAUCUAAGUACAAAGUCAUCAACAAAGACCAGUGGUGUAAUGUAUUAGAGUUCAGCAGGACAAUCAACCUGGACCUCAGUAACUACGAUGAGGACGGUGCCUGGCCGGUUUUGUUGGACGAGUUUGUGGAAUGGUACAAAGAGAGACAAAUGUUAUAGCUGCCAAGACAAAAUGUAAAACUGGUUCUAACUGUGACGCCGAUGGCUAUGAGAAUCAAAAUCCAAUAAGUAAACAAUACAUAUGGUAGAGUGCUUCAUGAGAAGAGGUGGUGGGGUGGGCUGGGCUGAGUUUGCAUCUUGGGUGGAUGCUGCACAGAGGUGCAUUUAGAAAUUAUUUUUCCCGAUGCAGUCGUAUUGAGAAGUCUUCAGGAGCCACUUGGUGGCAUCUCACUGUGACAUCAUGUUGCUGUCUGCAUUCGACGCUCAAAGCGGAGUAGUGCGUGAGAGAAAAAGUUUUGUGACUCAUUGUUUUCAGCACUUCAGCAGAACAGAAAACAUCAGCAUUGUGUCUUAACGGUUCCAACAAUGGUGAAGCCACGUUGACAUUCUGAGUCUGUGUGCAUUCAACUUCUCGCGACAGGUGUCACCUCAUGCAGUCUGGCAUAUUUUGUGGUUGUUUAAAAUUGAAGCACACAAGUGUCAAAAGGUUGACGGCAUGUUAACGUGCCUGUAUUGUCUACUAUUGAUUUGUGCCAGUGAUUCUUUACCCCCUCUUUCUACUACUUUGGAUCCUUCAUGCUGUUUCGCUCCAGUUAAUGCUAACAACUAGCUGAGUGCCAGCGAAGGCUCGAGACCUCAUAACACCAAACCCAUUUAGCAUUGCUGCUUUCAAACUCUUAUUACAACGCAAUGAGUAGCCACUCGUGCUCGGAUUAGCAUUUGACGGUGCAAUGGCCGGUUGCUGUAUCUGCAUUGUGUUGUUAAGAGUAUUACUGUGCCUCAAAACUUAGACGUCACUUUUUUUUCCGUCAUACACAGAUACCAACAAAACCCUAACGUGUAUACAUGUUUGUGUCCACACACACACACACACACAGUACUUGAGUGGUCAGGGACUCUUCUGGGAUGAAUUCAGGUUGAGGGAUAUGUAUUCAGAUGAUAGAGCUAGUCGAUGUCCAUUUUGUCUAAAUGUGGAAUCUGUUUUGUCUUCCUUAGCCAAUUGAUAGUUAAGUGUCUUCUAUUAGUAGCAUCCCUGCGAACACUGACAGUGUUACUUUUACUACAGUCAGACCAGUGACCCUCUCAGGAUGAGGACGAGGUCCAAAAGGAUCGAGUUGAAGGGUAGGAUUGCUAAAGCACCACUUUGCACCAACUGUAGACCUUGUUAAAAACGGACACUGACGGUUUGUAACUGUGCGACAAUGCUAUGCUGUUCUUUUGCCUAGUGUUAUGUUCUUGUAAGACCUGUACAAAUAUGUCUUUGACUAUGGUGUGAUGCAAAAUUGUCAAAAAAAAACAUUUGCAUGCAGGCUCAGUAAAGCCUUUUGUGAAUGGAUGAGAUUUUAAAAGUAUAUUUUCCAACGUUUUUGUUAAUGUACAGAAAUUGUGCGAGUGCUUUUUGUUUAAUUUGAUAAUCAGGAUCAUGUCGUCUUCUGAAUAAUUUCAUGAUCUUGUUUAUCAAGACCUGGAACGCACCUGUAACCUCAUCGUGGAACAAGAGCAAAUCUCCUGCAUUUACAAACACACAUUCAAACAGCUCCGUGGGGCUGCAGCUGCACAUGUACUCUUUUAUUUAUUGGCGGUGUGUUACUUUUGUACACUGUCAUGCAUCACAAUCUCACGGUGAAGUCAUUUCUCAUUUCAUUUUAUCCGUACAGAUAAAAAAAAUAAAUACAUGAUACAGUUAGCAUAAAAUCAGAUUCAUCUUCAUGAACUGUUCUAUGUUGGUCAUCCUUUCAGUAUUCCCGCCAACGAUGCAGGAGAAGCCUUGUUGCAACUGUAUAUAUGUAUGUAAACUAUGUGUCUAUAUGUUUCCACUAUAACCUGUGUCUAUAUACUUAAAUAAAAUGGUUUAUUAACUUACAUUUUUGUGUUAUUUACAUAAACGAGCA
Molecule: messenger RNA, 2773 nt
Organism: Synchiropus splendidus (mandarinfish)
Lineage: Eukaryota; Metazoa; Chordata; Actinopteri; Syngnathiformes; Callionymidae
Gene: dcun1d4
Product: DCN1, defective in cullin neddylation 1, domain containing 4 (S. cerevisiae)
Exons: 11
Coding region: 33-881 (282 amino acids)
Biological process (GO): positive regulation of ubiquitin-protein transferase activity; protein neddylation
Cellular component (GO): ubiquitin ligase complex
Molecular function (GO): ubiquitin conjugating enzyme binding; cullin family protein binding; ubiquitin-like protein binding
Source: RefSeq, a predicted model, not a curated record